Messenger RNA from Topomyia yanbarensis, 3292 nucleotides. Its product is annotated as mucin-2-like. The transcript has 2 exons. The coding region runs from base 338 to 2572 and encodes 744 amino acids. The record is from RefSeq and is a predicted model, not a curated record. Lineage: Eukaryota; Metazoa; Arthropoda; Insecta; Diptera; Culicidae.
CUUAAACAAAAUGCAAAUCCUACUAGAGAAUAGAAAAGCUUCACCAAAAUUAACCAAUACAGAUAGUAAAGUAGAUGAUCAAUCAUAAGUUUGUGUGUUAAAUCAAAACAAAAACUCACUGUUCACAAGUUGGAUUUGUGCUGUGUUCACGUGCACCCUCCCGAAAUAAUAUCACCAACUAACCAUUAUCUUACAUCUAUUUAUCCUUCAUCUGCAUUUGUUAAUAUUAUCGAAAUCUGUUUGAGCAAUUUUUAUUAAAACGAGUAUCAAAUACUGUAAAAAUAUCCCAGCAUCACACGCACACACAUUAUUAUUGGACCUAGAACAGCUAGAGGUGAUGGCUAAUCUAAAAGAUAAAAUAAAUAUUGAUUCCUCCUCCUCCUCAUGUAACGCUAAUGUUGUGCAAACGUUACCACCAUCGUCGACAACGCCAAUAACCUCAACAAUAACAACCACAACAAAACCAUCAACAAUGGCUUACAACCACAAAAAUAACAACAACACAUGUAACGCUACUAACUUAAAUCCCGACGGCGGUGGAUCACUGUUGGAUGACAUGAACCCAUUUUGCACCAACCCGCCAACUCCGCUGAAACCAACCUUUGCCUUCCCUUGUGAUGUAACUACUGUUGCCGCUUGCUGCCCUGCGUGUUGCUCUACCACCGUUACUUGUGCAUCAUCCCCCUCACCACAACUAACAACAACAACCACAACAUCCACUGCAACCAUUACCUCGAUACACGGGGGCUGCGGCCAUAUCACGUCGGCUCUUUCCACCGGCAUCGAAUCCACUAACAAUCGGCAAUCGUUCGAUGAUUAUUUGGAUCUUAGCGUACAGGAGAUCCUUCAAGAAGGCACCGGCGCAUACCAGUCCAACAAGAAUGGGGCAACGAGCGAAGUUUUGGAUAAGAAAAUCUCAAAAAACCCAAGCACGCCUACUACAAAUGAAGUAGUCGCCGAAAUGUCCACCGCGGAUACAAUCGCCACCAAAGCCCUUCCUUUGGACUAUAACGAAUAUGUCAGUAGCAGCAAUCAACUAAAGUCAAUUCCGGCGAUGACUACAAUUUCUUCGGUAGCAUCACCGCCCUUGGUUUCAUCGCCUACGUUAGCAUCAUCAUCUUCCUCGAGUUCGUCUCCUUUAGCGGUGUCUGGCAAUGUUGUGCGAACGAUUAAAUUACCGGAAACGCAUAUAUUUACGCCUAACAAAUGUGCCAGUCCGGUGUCACGAGACUCCACCGAUCGCGCAAUCGACGUGUAUUGCGAGCCCACUGGAGAUACGCAGUUCGACACUAUGUCAGGAAAGGGCAUAGUGGUUCGCGAAUACCACGAUGUUGAAUACAGUUUAGAAAAAAAUUCAACAAAAAUACACGGCGAAACGAUACAACCAGACGAGGACAAUGAAUUUGACGAUGAUUUCCACGAGUUUCAAAGCGUUGGAAGCACAGUUAUAGCGAACAACAAGAAACCAGAACAAAAAGAAGACCAGCGAGUGCCGGAAUCUAGAAGAUCCCAUCUGGAUGUUGGAAGUGAGUUCACUUUUGGAGACCGAAAGGAAACAACGAAUUGCUACUCUAAACCCGUAUUCGGCACUUCACCAACAGAAGAACUGGAUCAAACAGAUGAUGAGUUCAGUGAAUUCCAAGCUGCUGUUCCUGUAUCCGAAAGUGACAAACCAGUUGUGAACAAACCGAUAGCGAGUGUAGCAAACGAACAACCCAGGUCGAACACCAGUUCUCCUAUACUCCUAAGUCCGUCGAUACUACUGCCACAGCAGGCUAAACGGACCGAACCUGUUGAUAGUAGUCGAACGACACAAAUCAAUUGGCCAGAACCGGGAAUUGAUCCGGAAGAACUUGCUAGAUUUGAGGCAGCUUUUCCUAAGCCCAAAGUAGCAGUUUCAACAACAUCGUCAAAUAAUUGUUCCCCGAAACACACCCAAGUCAAUGUUACUGCUACUAAUGCGGUAGAUGAUGACGAAUGGACCGACUUUGUUUAUUCGAAACCUGCAGCAAUCGAGAAGCCACCUGUCACUACCAAACCAGUAAACCCCACCCCCAAUAAUCAGCAGGAGGAAUGGACCGACUUCAUCUACAGCACUCCUUCAUCACAAAGUUUGUCUUCUAGUCAAAAUAAUUUCAACUAUCACAAUUCAUUCGGUGCUAGUAGUUUGGGUGGGCCGAAGUUCAACUCUUGGAAUCAGCCUCAGCUUCCCCCGCCACAGUUCAGUUCGUGGAACAGCAACAACUACUACUACACUCCGCACACCAACAACGCCAGCUUCGCCAAAUCAACCGUUCCGACUCAAAAAGUGCCAACCUUCUCUGCACAUAGUCAGAUGCAGCAUUCAUCCAUCACGAACAACUACCACCACCAACAUGCAUCAGUUGGAGCGAACCUAACAAACCAGUCUCAGCGUUCUGGGCAGCCGUCAAUAGCUGGUAUCUCUCACCUACCGGAACUGUCCUUCAUCACUCCAAAUGCACCUGCUGGUGGCAACGCACCGGGAGUGAAACCUCUAACACAUUCCUUCCUCAGUAACGUUAUCUCAAGUAACAAUUUCACCAAAAAAUGAUUGUUAUUGUACGACGGUGGCAGUGGUGAAAAUACGGGCGGCUGUACCAAACGAGUGCCACGGGUGUGCGUGCGCAAUCCGCUGGUAGAAGGCACAGGUCUGGAACGGCAGCCUAUUUCUGUCAGUUCUGCUACUCCAGUCGGUGUCACCCUGGGCGAUGUCAUAAUGUAAUAAUGGUUGUACGUUUCCUCCAAGAACAUCACACAACCGAGAUGACAAAGGAUGUAAUAAAACAUAUUUUAGGACAAAAUUUCCUAGUGAAUUAUAAACACAUUUGUUUGUUGGGCUAAAUAUUAUUUAGCGAUUCUAUUAUUUCACCGAGCUUUUAUAGGUACUUAAUUUGUUAUUUCGUUAGAAUAUUGUUUCUUACCACCAAAAAGACAGUGUAGACAUGAGUGAGUAGGCGUCAUCGAAAGUACGCAGGCGGCAAGUUGUGUUAUGUUGUACUUAAAGCAUAAAGCGUAGACUAAGAACAAACAGAAGCUCGUGAAUACAUAUUUCUGCUGCGUUUUUUGCGGAUUAGAUAUAUCAUCGGCCGUUUGAUUGCACCCUUGGGUUGCAAACUACAUUAUGAAAUGAGUAUUCAAAGAGAAUUGUGUAGCUGAAUGUAACAAAUAGUAAUUAAUAGCGGUUAUAUUUAUGUAUGUCGCGCGGCUAGUUUGAAGCAAACAGAACAAUUUUUAAUCAAUAAAGGGGAUACACAUUAUUUAUUUAACAUAA